GCUGUUGUGGGCGUGACUACAGGGGCGGAUGCGGAAGCGGCAGGCAGUACUCGGUCCCGGAAGGGGUCGGGGGUCGUCGGACCCACAUGGCGGCGGCGCGAAGGAGGCACGUGUUUGUUGGAAAAGUGCUGAAGAGGCUGUUCCCUCGUGAGCCGCGGGACCAGGACGAGCGCACACCGCUGCCGGCCGCCCCCGAAGCCCCUCUGGAGAGAGCCAGGUGCCGGCGCGUCCCCCUGGUGGCAGGUGGCGGCACUGAGGCCCCGCCCGGCAGGAGGCUCUACACCGCCGCUCCACCGCCAGAGGGCUAUGUCCCCGCCCCCACGCCGCAGGAGCCCCCGGGCGGCUCGGGUUCCGAGAGCACCUGCAGCAGCGAGGAGGGCGCCGGAGAUCAAGAUCCUCAUGAUCAACCAAAGAGGAGAAGAAGAAGGAAGCAAAAAACAAAGAGAACAUUAAAACCCAACAGCGUUCACGUGGAACAAGCAGAACUAGAGAAACAGCAGACUUUCCCACAGGAAACAUUGCAGCCAUGUCACACAGGUGACCCCACGAUGAGCAAAAAUAAGAAAAGGAAACUGAAAAAGAAACAACAACUGAGAAGGAAGAAAGCAGCCGGCUUCCUCACGAAAGCCUCCGGCAUCAGCUUCCUGUACGAGCCCAGGGAGGACAGCUGUGAGCCGAGUGACGUGGGCGAGGGGGACCUGGGGGACUCGGGGGACGCAGGGGACGCAGGGGACUCUGAGGCCGAGGAAGCCGGGGCGGACGCCCAGGAGAAGGCAGAUGGCAUCCUCGAUUUUUUGAAGUCCACACAAGAAAUGUAUCUUUAUGAUGGCGCCUCCCCUGACCCCGACCCGGCCUUCCUGGGCGCCGCCGAGGCGCUGUUUACGGGCCUGGAGGCUCGCAGCGUGUGCGCCGCCGACCUGCUGGGCCUGGAGCAGCUGAAGGCGCUGCUGCUCCUGCAGGAUCCGGGGAGGCUGCAGCGCGCCCUGCAGGCGUUCGUGGAGCACUGCGCCAUGCCGCCAGACCAGGCUGGCGUGGUCUCAGCGCUCUUCAAUUACUGGGCCACACACAUGUUCCCCGAGGGAAGCCGGGAAGGGGGCCGGGGCCCCUGGCUGCCAAGAGCUGGGGCCCCGCAGGGAGCCUCGGGCAGCCCGGGGGGCCCGGCGGGGCGCAGAGAGGAUGGCGCUGCCUGACCCGUCCUCGUGCCCCAUGCGGCCCUCGCGCCUGCGCGUUGCUCCCUCCGCCUGCGUGAGGGGACCAGGCCGUCCGAGACCCCCGGGACAGCGGGGGUAGAGUGGAGCCUGCACUUUUGAAAACUGCCUUUGUCUGGAACCACUGCUCAGGGGUUCUGUUCUUCUAAUUCCUGUGAGAAUAAAAAAUGUACAUUCUGUUACGCUGAAUAAACUGUAUAGUUUGAGGCUGGUGCAUGUUUUUAUAAAGCUUUGAACCAC
This is a messenger RNA of Phyllostomus discolor (pale spear-nosed bat), 1448 nucleotides long. RefSeq names its product glutamate rich 1 (gene ERICH1). The transcript is spliced from 6 exons. The record is from RefSeq and is a predicted model, not a curated record. NCBI's taxonomy places the organism in Eukaryota, Metazoa, Chordata, Mammalia, Chiroptera, Phyllostomidae. The coding region runs from base 87 to 1190 and encodes 367 amino acids.